Molecule: messenger RNA, 3608 nt
Organism: Plectropomus leopardus (leopard coralgrouper)
Lineage: Eukaryota; Metazoa; Chordata; Actinopteri; Perciformes; Serranidae
Source: RefSeq, a predicted model, not a curated record
GGAGGUGUGUUUUUAGGUGCUGGAGGUGUUUCAGCUGCGGGCUGCCGCAGUGAAUCCUGGGAUAUCAGGUGCCUCUCUCUCCCGGCUGUGACUCAUCUCCCUCUUUGUUCCCUCUCUGGUUUUCAGUCGCCAGUUUCCUCGUUUUCGUCGCCACUGUUGUUUUUUUGUGUCCGGUUCAGACCCGACCCGCUGCUGCUGCUGUCCGGUUCCUCUUCCGGUCCGAACGCGCUCACACCGGCUCCGGUACCGACACCCGCAAACCGACUCUACACUCUUGAGCAGUUUCCCGUCUGUGCCUGUUUGCUGUCGCGCGGAGUCACCUGUCGCCGCUCACCUGCCGUCGCCAUGUCCCAGGGACGGUAAUGGCAGCAGAGCGCGACACUGACCGGGAGGACACGAGACACGCUCCGGUAAAGACGGAUUUGUAAAAACAGGAGACGCACAGAGACACGCAUGGAUUUACUGGACUCCGGACAGAAGUUCAGUCCCCGGCAGGACCAGGACUGGGACACCACCCUCCAGUUCCUGCCGGCGGCGGACUCGAAGCAGCUGGAGAAGAAGCCGGGCUGCAGGAGGCGGCUGUGGACCGGGGCCGGGCUGCUGGCGGCGGCGGCGGCGGUGGCUCUGCUGAGCGGACUGCUGGUCUGGCACUUCCACUUGCGUCGUGAUGUCAGGGUGAGGAAACUUUAUAUCGGCUCGAUGGAAAUUCGGAAUCAGCGCUUUGAGCCGGCGUACGAAGACUCCAAGAGUUCCCAGUUUAAGCACCUGUCCUCGCUGGUCAGCAGGCAGCUGAAGCUGAUUUACUCCAAAAACUCGGUGCUCGCCAAAAACUUUCAAGGCUCCACGGUGCAGGCCUUCAGCGAGGGAGAAAGCGGCGCGGACAGCGUCGUGGCGUACUACCAGUCCGAGUUUGACGUCCACGUCCUCCAGCAGGACUCGCUGGACGAAGCCAUCGAGUCUCUGGAGCCGGCGGCAGGAGGACAGGCGGGCCGACAGGGACGCCUGCUGCUGAAACCCGCCGACGCCCUCAACGUCAACAACGUCGUCUCACAAGCGAUAGACCCGCGCAUGACGAGGAGCAGUUUGUUUGUGAAAAAGUCAUUUAACAUCCACGUCAGUAAACCAGGAAUCGUCCAGUCUCCAGGGUUUCCGGACUCUUCGUACCCGCCGAACGUCUACCUGCAGUGGAGGCUGAGGGCCGACCGCGGACACCGAGUCCGCCUGGACUUCCACACGCUGAUCCUGGAGGACGACUGUCAGCAGGACUUCAUCAAAAUCUACGACUCCCUGGCUCCCAUGGAUCAGUGCGUCCUGACAGAACACUGUGGAUACCCUCACGAGUCUCUGUCUUUCCUGUCCUCUGGAAACGUCCUCCUGUUGACUCUGGUCACCAGCGAGGAGAAGAACUUCCCCGGCUUCAGAGCGAACUACUCGCAGAUCCCUCUGACUCAAAAGUGCGGAGGGACGCUGACGGCUGACAGAGGCUCCUUCUCGUCACCUUUCUUUCCCUCCAACUAUCCUCCGAAAACCACCUGCGUCUGGAGCAUCGAGGCCUCAAAGGAGAAGUUUGUGAAGGUUCAGUUCAACAAGUUCUUCCUCGGGAACGCCAGCAGCUCGUGUCGCAGCGAUUACGUCGACGUCGACGGUCAAAGACUUUGUGGAAACAAACCCAAAAGCACGGUGAUCACCAGCCGAAGCAACAAGAUGACCAUCAAAUUUAACUCGGACUCGUCUUACGUCGACCAGGGCUUCACCGCCGAGUACGAGGCCUUCGUCCCGAACAAUCCUUGUCCCGGGAGGUUCCAGUGCACCAACAACCUGUGCAUCAACACGACGCUGCAGUGCGACGGCUGGAACGACUGUGGGGACGGCAGCGACGAGGACAACUGCAAGUGCGACGCGUCUCAGAUGAAGUGCAGAAACGGACGCUGUAAACCCAAAUUCUGGGAGUGCGACAGCUUCGACGACUGCGGAGACAACAGCGACGAGCAGAACUGCGUAAAAUGUAAAUCUGGAGAGUUUUCCUGCAGAAACGGCCGCUGUGUCCCAGAGGAGCUCAAGUGUGACGGAAAAGACGACUGCUCGGACGGAUCGGAUGAGUCUACGUGUGAGAAAUCUCUCGUGCUGCAGCAGUGCUCAGAGUUCACGUUCCGCUGCAGGAACAAUCGCUGCAUCAGUAAACUCAACCCCGAGUGUGACGGACAGGAGGACUGUGAGGACGGCUCUGACGAGGACAACUGCAGCUGUGGGACGAGGCCGUUCCGCAGCUCUCGUAUCGUGGGCGGCGCGCCGUCCCGGGAGGGGGAGUGGCCGUGGCAGGUCAGCCUCCACAUCAGAGGAACGGGUCACGUGUGUGGAGCGUCGGUUCUUAGCAACCGCUGGCUGCUGACCGCCGCCCACUGCGUCCAGGACAGCGGCCCGAACAAGUACUCUCAGGCCGACCAAUGGGAGGCCCUGCUGGGUCUGCACGUGCAGGGUCAGACCAGCGAGUGGACGGUGAGGAGGAACGUGCGGCGGAUCGUCGCUCACAGGGACUACAACGCCUUCACCUACGACAACGACAUCGCUCUGAUGGAGCUCGACGCCAACGUUCACCUCAACCAGAACAUUUGGCCCAUCUGUCUGCCCGCCGCCACCCACCACUUCCCCCCGGGCCAGGAGGCGUGGAUCACGGGCUGGGGCGCCACCAGAGAGGGAGGUCUUCGUGCGACCAUCCUGCAGAAGGCGGAGGUUCGGAUCAUCAACAGCACAGUGUGCAAGAGUCUGAUGGAGGAUGAGGUCACAAACAGGAUGCUGUGCGCCGGCGUCCUCAAAGGAGGCGUGGACGCCUGUCAGGGCGACUCCGGCGGCCCGCUGACCGUCACCGGCCCCGGUGGGCGGGGCAUUCAGGCCGGCGUGGUGAGCUGGGGCGACGGCUGCGCUCGCAGGAACAAACCUGGCGUCUACACCCGAGUCACCAAAUUCCGCAGCUGGAUUAAGGAGAACUGCGGCGUGUAGCAGCAGAGCUUCUCUGGAUGACGGGUAUUUUUCCAGAUAAUUAUGACCGGAGCUAAUUGACUGUUUUUAUCGUUAUUUACAGCAGAAUGUGGGACAUUUUAAUGUUUUUAAGUUUCCGUGUUUCUGCGGUUCAAAAAAGCAGAAGCAUCUUUUACUUCAACAUAAUGGUUAGAAAAGGUAAAGGUUCAUUUUUAUGCCGCUGCAUUUAUCUGACAGUUAGUUUAGACCAUAAACUGUAUAUAAGGUGCAGCUUUUCAGUCUGUACCGCCCCCUGGUGUCUGUCUACAGUAUAGGUCAUAAAGCCCGCCCGCCAUGUUAGUGUAUGGGACAAAGGCCAAACUAAAAAACUCAAAGUACACGCCAAAAAAAGUUUCUCCCAAAGAAGCUUUCUGUCACUGAAGAUGUUCUCAUCAUCUUGAUGUUUGUUCUUGUUUUUGUGUUUAUGAUCAGUUCGGUUUUAAUGAGGGGGCUUUUCCACCAUGAUUGACAGCUGUGAUUGGUUGGACGGAUGUUUUGGUGGAGCUCCUGCUAGUCAGUCAAAUAAUUAAAAUAAUUAAAAAGGAAAAGCAGCAAGUCCUCAUACAUAGAGUUUAUAUGAGAAGCUGGAAAAA